CUAUAACAUGGAGUACAGCGGAUCACGAGCAUCAAAUCAAUACACAACUACAAAUAGCACAUUGAUCAAAUAGAGACAAGAAGCUAGAGAAAGAAGAAUGGCAUCCAUGAAGCUCUCCCUCGCCGUCGUCUUCCUCCUCUCUGCGGUGGUGGUGAUGAGCGCCAUGGGCGGCGCGGAGGAGGCGAGGUGCUCGGUGGUGUGCAUCCAGGGAGGCUACAUCACCUGCGACAACUACCCGUACCAGAAGCUGGACGGCUGCGCCUGCGAGUGCGCGCCCAAGGACGGCCAGAACUGCGUCCUCCACCUCGAGCACGGCCCGCCCUCCAACUGCCCGCCUCAGGCCUAACUAAGCCUAGUUAACUUAAGUAACCGGGGAGAUGUGAUCAGAUCGAUGAUGAUCCAUUUCCAGAAUUAAUUCUCUACUACUGUUGAUGUGUGUGUUACUAUGUAAUUCUUGUGUUCGUGUUCGUGAGAUGGGAUAAAUUUGGUUGUUGAAUAAUGGAAUAAAUGGAUAUAUUGUGUGUCGCUGUUGUAUACAGUGUAUGAGUGUGUGACUGUGUGUGAGUGU
Oryza sativa Japonica Group (Japanese rice) is the source of this 568-nucleotide messenger RNA. RefSeq lists its product as uncharacterized. Lineage: Eukaryota; Viridiplantae; Streptophyta; Magnoliopsida; Poales; Poaceae. The record is from RefSeq and is a predicted model, not a curated record.